AUGUUACGCGAAGGAAACGGCGGCUGUGAUUACGUGGCAUACGUGGACACGUUCGAUAUGGAGCUGAGCAAUGCUGAGGUGGCGGGGCUCUGCUCGGAGUUCGUCCAAGCUGGCUCCCACACCACCUCCGUUACCCUGCAAUUCUUGCUCGCCAACCUCGCAAAUUGUCCGCAACUGCAAGAGAAGGUACACGUUAACAUCGUGGGCGUCGUGGGGGAAUCAGCCGCCGAAGUGGAGGACGUGGAGAAGAUGGAGUACGUGGAGGCGGUGGUGAUGGAGACUUUGCGGUGGCACAUUCCGGGCUACUUUGCCCUUGCGUACACUGCCAUGCAAGAUUGCACUCUUGGCGGCUGGCACGUGCCCGCCGACGCCAUCAUGAACUUGUACACAGAAGGGAUGACGAAGGACCCCAGGCAGGAGGAUGUGUCCCGGUUUGGAAUUGGCCAUGACCAUUUGAGGAUCAUUGCUAUUCGUUUGGUGCAGGCCUUCCAAUGGCAGUGCAUUGAUGACAAGCCGAUUGAGCUGUCUGAAAUGGAUGAGUUUGUGGAAGUUAUGGCCUCUCCUGUGCGUUCUCUCAGGAAGCCUUUCAAAGUCAUGGCCAUUCCCAGACUUUGA
Messenger RNA from Cryptomeria japonica (Japanese cedar), 615 nucleotides. Its product is annotated as cytochrome P450 89A2-like. The transcript has 2 exons. Gene Ontology annotation, cellular component: membrane. Bases 1 to 615 code for a protein of 204 amino acids. Gene Ontology annotation, molecular function: iron ion binding; heme binding; oxidoreductase activity, acting on paired donors, with incorporation or reduction of molecular oxygen, NAD(P)H as one donor, and incorporation of one atom of oxygen. The record is from RefSeq and is a predicted model, not a curated record. Lineage: Eukaryota; Viridiplantae; Streptophyta; Pinopsida; Cupressales; Cupressaceae.